Molecule: messenger RNA, 4352 nt
Organism: Dryobates pubescens (Downy woodpecker)
Lineage: Eukaryota; Metazoa; Chordata; Aves; Piciformes; Picidae
Product: nucleolar RNA helicase 2
Exons: 16
Coding region: 1-2874 (957 amino acids)
Molecular function (GO): RNA binding; helicase activity; ATP binding
Source: RefSeq, a predicted model, not a curated record
AUGGCUCAUGUCCAGUUUUGCAUUCACCAGUAUCCAGGUCUUCCUCCUCAGGGCUGCUCUCAAUCCUUUCAUCCCCGGUCUGAAGACUCCUUGCACUUGGCCUUUUCGAAUCUCAUGAAAUUCAACACGGACCCAUCUCUGAAGCCUGUCCAGGUCUCUGAAUAUCCCGAACCUCUGGCGUGCACUCGAUCCCGCUGUCCGUGUUGCCGACUGGACUUACACGCACCAUUACACACGGGAAGCGUUUUGCCGGUACGUAGGGACACAGCAACCCAGUCGGACUGUGAAGCGCGAAGGCGGGAGCUCCGCGAAGGAAGGAGAAAGAGGUGGCGGCGCUGUCCGGACCCGGUGUGCGGUGCCCCGGGAGCGGGGGAAGCUGGAGGAAGGGACCAGCGCCGGGGCAGCGCCGGCGGAAGAGGCGGGCUCGGGUCCGGCCGGCGGCUCAGCGGCCUCAUGGGUGGUGUGUGGGGCCGGGCGGCGCGGCUCGGCUUCUCCGCAGCCCGGACGGCGGCGGCGGUCCCGGCCAGCGACCGGCGCUGUCUGGGCUGGCUGUCAGGCCCCAGGUCGGGACCGCUGCUGCUGCUGGCGGUGGCCCUGACUCGUGGCCGUGGUCGUCCGCCGGCCGCCCUCGGCGCCGCGCCUCACUUCCUGCGCGCCGGGGUGGGGCGCAGUUCUUGGUGUCGCCGCUACGAGAGCGGCAGCAGCGGCAGCGUAGCCGUGCACAUCCCCGGGGAGCAGCCGCCUGUCAUGCCCGCCGCUGGACCCGCCGUCAGCCCCGCCGAGCCGCAGGCACCGGCGGGAGACGAGUCUCCUCGCCGCGGUCGCCGGAGAAAAGCCAAGGCGGGGAGCCAGGAAAAGAAGCCGAAGCGGCGGGAGAAGGUGAAGCGGAAUGGUAAUGCCGAGGCCGAGCAGAAUCAACCCGAAGAGAGCGGGCUGGGCGACGGUGAACUUGAGCCUCCCAUGGCCAAGAAGACAAAAAAAGCCAAGGAAAAAGCCAACGGUUUGGUUGGAGAGAGCAAUGGCUCUGAGCGUACCGUGAAACUUUCCUCUGCUGUGAUAUCCCCGACAGAGCAGAGUGCCUCCGGCGACACGGACACUGGAGAGCAGGACAGCGAUGCCGAGGAGCUGACAGAAGAAGAAAAAGAAGGCGCCUUCUCCAAUUUCCCUCUCUCCCAAAACACCAUCAACCUUCUCAAAGCUCGAGGUGUCAAAUACCUGUUCCCUGUGCAAGUGACGACUUUUCAGCCUAUCUAUGAUGGCAAAGAUGUAAUUGCUCAAGCUCGAACAGGAACUGGGAAGACUUUUUCUUUUGCUGUUCCGCUGAUUGAAAAACUACAGAGUGUCUCACAAGAUGGAAGGAGAGGCCGUGCACCAAAAGUGCUGGUUCUUGUUCCAACCAGGGAACUGGCCACUCAGGUAGCCAGAGACUUCAAGAAUCUCACCAGGAAGCUGUCAGUGGCUUGUUUUUAUGGAGGAACUCCGUAUAAAGAGCAGCUUGAUCUUCUUAAAAGUGGCAUCGAUAUUCUAGUGGGAACUCCUGGACGAAUCAGAGACCACAUUCAAAAUAGCAAGCUGGAUCUUUCCGAUGUGAAGCAUGUUGUUUUGGAUGAAGUUGAUCACAUGUUAGACAUGGGCUUUGCUGAACAAGUGGAAGAAAUCUUAGGAUUUGCUUAUAAAAGAGGUUCUGAGAACACUCCCCAGACACUACUGUUUUCUGCAACUUGUCCACAAUGGGUGUAUGAUGUAGCAAAAAAGUACAUGAAAGAUGAAUAUGAAAAGAUUGACUUGAUUGGAAAGAAGACUCAGAGGACUGCCACGACUGUGGAACACUUGGCUAUACAGUGUCGCUCAUCUCAGAGGGCAGGGGUUCUUGGGGAUAUCAUUCAAGUCUACAGUGGCAGCCGUGGGAGGACCAUUGUCUUCUGUGAGACCAAAAAGGAAGCAAAUGAACUGGCUAUGAAUGCUUCACUUAAACAGGAUGCCCAGUCAUUGCAUGGUGACAUUCCUCAGAAACAAAGAGAAAUUACGUUAAAAGGCUUUAGAAAUGGUGUGUUUGAAGUUCUGAUUGCAACAAACGUAGCUGCCCGUGGCUUGGAUAUUCCUGAGGUUGACCUUGUUAUACAGUGUUCACCACCAAAAGAUGUUGAUUCCUACAUCCAUCGUUCUGGACGGACGGGUCGAGCUGGACGGACUGGCGUCUGUAUUUGUUUAUUUCAGAGAAGAGAAGAAGAUCUUUUGAAGCAAGUUGAGCACAAAGCGGGGAUUACUUUUAAGCGUGUGGGUGUUCCUACUGCUACAGAUGUAAUUAAUGCUUCAAGUAAUGAUGCCAAAAAGUUGUUGGAAGCCAUUCCUCCUGCUGCAGUCGACUACUUCAGAAAAUCUGCUCAAGAGCUCAUAGAUGAAAAAGGUGCAGUUGCUGCCCUGGCUGCAGCUCUUGCCCAUAUUUCUGGGGCAGCUUACGUACAGCAGCGCUCCUUACUCAACUCGACUGCAGGCUUUGUGACCAUGGUGUUGAAGUGUUCAAUAGAAAUGCAUACCAUGGGCUAUGCCUGGCGAGGACUCAAAGAACAGCUUGGUGAUGAAGUAGAUGGAAAAGUUUCCUCAAUGCGUUUCCUCAAGGGAAAGAUGGGGGUGUGCUUUGAUAUCCCUGUUGAUGAACUGGGUAACAUACAGGAACAGUGGAGUGACACCCGGCGCUGGCAACUGUCAGUGGCAAAGGAAUUGCCUGAGCUAGAAGAGCUCCCCCAGGAGGCAGGACGAGGGUUCUCCAGGUUUGGAAAUGGGAGGCAAGGUGGCAGCGGCGGUGGUUUCAAGAAGAACAACUGGUAUAAGAAUGGAAACCGAGGACAUGAUUUUAACAGGUCACUUGAGUAGCUGCUGGUACAGAUCUGGACUGAGCUGAUUUUUAUCAAGAAGUAAAAGCCUGUCUAAUGACAUUCCUCUUUGUCUUUAUUCUUUGAUAAAGCAGUUUGUCUUUGAGGAUGGCUGAAAAUCAUGUUUGCUGAAAUGGGUUUUGGGGAAGAUUUCUCUUUACCUGGCAAACCAGCUGCUGCUAUUUUCCUGCUGUUAUGCCAUGUGUAUCUCUGGGGGACAAGUCUUUUGCUGGAAACUCAGCAAUGCAGUGGAACAUUUCCAAACAUGAACAGUUUGUACCUUGCCUGUUCAGCAGCCCUUGCAUUAAAAAAUCUGGUUCUGAAAACUAACUUUUUUCCAGAGAAAUUUGAGAUGGAGCCACUUAGCACCCUUCUUCCUGAGUGUCCCAUGAAUGCCAGGGGUCUGGUGGCCCUUGGGGUACUCCUGACAGCCUCUGCUGCUUCCCGGUGCUUGUUACUGUUUUGUGUAACUGUCACAGAGGUUGUGGGGACAGGCACUCAGAACCAGAAGCAGCAGGAAAGGGGCUGGCAAGGGAAAUGGGCGGUGCUACAAUUGUCAUGACAGCAGCUCAGGGCCAGGCCACUCCUGCAGUGCUGUCACUAUCGAGCGGCUAAGCUGCGGUGUGUGCAAAGCUCUGCACCGCACGGAUGUCCUCAGCAUCACGUAAGGACCAGGAGACUGAACCCUGCUGCUCCAAGUACAGUGCCUGGGCCCUGCUGCAGGAGGUGAGGCAGAAGCUUGGCGCCGCUGUGCAGUGGGCCGUGCUGUAGUAUGAGCUGGGUGUUAACCCCAGUGACAGCGAUGAAAUGCCAGCCAGCAAGGAGCCCCUGCAGCACUGCAUGCAGCUCCUUCAGCUGCACUGCUUCUUCCCUGACUGCGUCUCCCUCUACAUACAGGCCCAGGUGGGUUGGGGUUGUGAAGGGUGAAGAGAGGUAGUGUGGUGCAGUCAGAGGGUGUAAGGGGCCUUUGGAGGCAGUGGGUGUGUGUUGUGCCUGUUGGCCGUGCUGUGUGGUCUCUGCGAGGAGCUGCAAGGAGAUUUGUGGCACUUCAGUCUCCUGAGUGAUCUGGCCUGUUUAUUAAUCAUGGAAAAACAGCACACCUGGCCUUUUGUUUCUUGUUCAAAGAGAUCAUUCACAGGUGGUAGAUGUGUAGGGAUAUGAGUUUAAGCUUACUGCUGAUGCCUCUGGGUGUGCAGAGCAUCUAACAGUGUGAUAGACUCUUGAGAGUACACUGCUUUGUCAACUCCCAGUUUCUAUUUAAGUGUGGGCUGAGACAGAACUUUGAAGAAGUGAGCAAGAAGUUGUCAGCAGACCUUGGUAUGUCCAGAACUUAUUUGUGAUUCCUUAAUUACUAUUGUUAAAAUAAAGUUGGGAGAUGCUUUAUAUAUGCAGUAUCCUGAAAAUUGUUUACCAGCGUUGCCUCUUAUUUGCUCUUCAACCUUGUCUAUUUUAUUUCAAAUUAGUAAGCACAGUUUUGUA